Phyllostomus discolor (pale spear-nosed bat) is the source of this 1806-nucleotide messenger RNA. It is a transcript of the gene GCGR, whose product is annotated as glucagon receptor. The transcript has 13 exons. Gene Ontology annotation, biological process: cell surface receptor signaling pathway; adenylate cyclase-activating G protein-coupled receptor signaling pathway. NCBI's taxonomy places the organism in Eukaryota, Metazoa, Chordata, Mammalia, Chiroptera, Phyllostomidae. Gene Ontology annotation, molecular function: glucagon receptor activity; peptide hormone binding. The record is from RefSeq and is a predicted model, not a curated record. Gene Ontology annotation, cellular component: plasma membrane. Bases 71 to 1699 code for a protein of 542 amino acids.
GGCACAGCCCCCAGGACACGGGCAGGGCCUACUGGGAAAGGGUGGCCGCUCCCCCCACCCGACCUCACCCAUGGGACCCGGCGGCUCGGAUGGGUGGCCUUUGGGGGGCAGGACACCCCGGUGGCCACGGCAGAGCCCAGCUGAGUCUACUGACUCGGGGGCCUCUCCCCAGCCCCUGCCGCCCCGACGCCCCCCGGCCCCAGGCGCCUGCGAGCCCACGAGGACCCUGUGUUCCAGCCACGCAGCCCCAGCCAGAUGUGGGGGGCGGCCGCCCAGAGGCAUGACCCCCACCCGGCCUCGCCGAGGCCCCCCCGCCCUCCUGCUGCUGCUGCUGCUGCUGCUGGCCUGCCAGCCGCAGGCCCCGUCCGCGCAGGUGAUGGACUCCCUGCUGGAGAGGUGGAAGCUGUACGGGGAGCAGUGUCUGCACAACCUGAGCCUGCUGCCGCCCCCCACGGAGCUGGUCUGUAACCGGACCUUCGACAAGUACUCCUGCUGGCCCGACACGCCCCCCAACACCACGGCCAGCAUCCCCUGCCCCUGGUACCUGCCCUGGCACCGCAAAGUCCAGCACGGCUUCGUCUACAAGACGUGCGGGCCCGACGGGCAGUGGGUGCGCGGGCCCCGGGGGCAGCCGUGGAGGAACGCCUCGCAGUGCCAGAUGGACGAGGAAGAGGUUAAGGUCCAGAGGGAGGAGGCCAAGCUGUACGGAGCCUCCCAGGCGAUGUACACCGUGGGCUACUGCCUCUCGCUGGGCGCGCUGCUGCUGGCCCUGGCCAUCCUGCUGGGCCUCAGGAGGCUGCACUGCACUCGCAACUACAUCCACGCGAACCUGUUCCUGUCCUUCGUGCUCAGGGCCAGCUCCGUGCUGGCCGUGGACGCGCUGCUCAGGACCCGCUACAGCCAGAACAUCGGCGACGACCUCAGCGUGAGCAGCUGGCUGAGCGGCGGGUACGGAGUGGUUGCCAACUACUGCUGGCUGCUGGCGGAGGGCGUGUACCUGCACAGCCUGCUGGGCCUGGCCGCCGGCCCCGAGAGGAGCUUCUUCUCGCUCUACCUGGGCAUCGGCUGGGGCGCCCCCAUGCUGUUCGUGGUGCCCUGGGCCGUGGUCAAGUCUGUGUUCGAGAACGUCCAGUGCUGGACCAGCAACAACAACAUGGCCUUCUGGUGGAUCCUGCGCCUCCCCGUCUUCCUGGCCAUCUUGAUCAACUUCUUCAUCUUCAUCCGCAUCCUGCACAUCCUCCUGGCCAAGCUGCGCGCCCGCCAGAUGCGCCACUCGGACUACAAGUUCCGGCUGGCCAAGUCCACGCUGACCCUCAUCCCCCUGCUGGGUGUCCAUGAGGUGGUGUUCGCCUUCGUGACGGAUGAGCAGGCCCAGGGCGCCCUGCGCUUCGCCAAGCUCUUCUUCGACCUCUUCCUCAGCUCCUUCCAGGGCCUGCUGGUGGCCGUCCUCUACUGCUUCCUCAACAAGGAGGUGCAGGCGGAGCUGCUGCGGAGCUGGCGCCGCUGGCGCGUGGGCGAGGCUCUCCGAGGGGAGACCCAGGGCGGCGGCCACCCGGCCUCGGCGAGGCCCACCAGCGGAGCCGCCACCGAGAAGCUGCUGCUCUCCCGGGGCCGGGCCGGCAGCGGGACCAGCCAGGGCCCCUCCGUGGGGCCCCUCACAGCCGGCAGCCUCCCCGGGCCGGCCGACAGCCCCUUCUGAGGCCCUCGGAGCCCCAGCCGGGGCUGGACUCAGGAGCCAGAAGGGCAGCAACGAACAGUUCGGACCUCAGCCCACUCUCCUGGAGAGGCUGGGGGAGCUGGUGGGGG